AUGAACAAGUUGUGUGCACAAUUCAGCUUCAAACAACAUAACUCUUCUAUGUACAAUGCUCCGGCUAAUGGCUUGGCAGAAGCCUUUAACAAGACUUUAUGCAACAUUCUCAAGAAAGUGUUAUGGGCUUGUCGUACUACAUUCCGAACACCAACUCAAGCUACUCCAUAUUCCUUGGUAUACGGGGUCGAAGCUGUUCUUCCACUAGAAUGUCAAAUUCCAUCUUUGAGAAUCGCAAUCCAAGAAGGACUUUCCAAUGAAGACAAUGUUCGUCUAUGCCUUGAAGAGCUUAAAGCUUUAGAUGAAAAACGUUUUGAGGCACAACAACGAUUAGAAUGUUAUCAAGCAUGA
This is a messenger RNA of Populus euphratica (Euphrates poplar), 351 nucleotides long. RefSeq lists its product as uncharacterized. The record is from RefSeq and is a predicted model, not a curated record. Lineage: Eukaryota; Viridiplantae; Streptophyta; Magnoliopsida; Malpighiales; Salicaceae. Bases 1 to 351 code for a protein of 116 amino acids. Gene Ontology annotation, molecular function: nucleic acid binding. The transcript has a single exon.